UGCGCUCACUGUCCUCAAACAAAUCACCUCAUCUCAAGACCUAAAAGAAACUCAGCAGGUGAAAGUACUAAUUUUAACUCACCUGGACGGAUAUAUACUAUGGAUUUUAUCUAAAUGAUCUUGUCAGAUAACAGGAGCUGAGAGCAAUAGCAGACAGAAUGAGUUGGGGAGCACUUUAUACCCAGCUGGGAGGGGUAAACAAACACUCCACCAGCUUGGGGAAGAUCUGGCUUUCUGUCUUCUUCAUCUUUCGCAUUUGCAUCCUUGUAAUAGCCGCUGAGAAGGUCUGGGGGGAUGAGCAGUCCAGCUUCAUCUGUAACACUCAACAGCCAGGCUGCAAAAAUGUCUGCUACGACUACUUCUUUCCAGUCUCACACAUCCGUUUCUGGUGCCUGCAGCUCAUCUUUGUGUCUACACCAGCUUUGCUGGUGGCUAUGCAUGUGGCAUAUAGCAAACGCAAUGUAAAGAAAGGACUUUUGGCCAAACGAGGUGGCAAAGUCAAAGGGGAUGACCUGGAGAGCUUGAAGAAGAGGCGUCUACCUAUCACUGGGCCACUGUGGUGGACCUACACCUCAAGCCUGUUCUUCCGGAUCCUUUUCGAGGCCGGAUUCAUGUAUGCUCUGUAUUAUGUCUACGAUGGGUUUCAGAUGCCUCAUCUGGUGAAGUGUGAGCAGUGGCCCUGUCCCAAUAAAGUUGACUGCUUUAUCUCACGACCAACAGAAAAGACACUCUUCACCAUUUUCAUGGUGGGUUCUUCUGCCAUUUGCAUUUUGCUCAAUGUGGCUGAACUGGCCUACCUGAUUGUCAAAGCACUGUUGAGGUGCUUAGCCAGAUUCAAAGGAAGGCGUGCUACUGUUUACCAAGACAAAAUGUCCACAGAAAAGGCUCGCAUACAGAAUGAAAAGAAUGCAAAGUUGAUGUCAUCUGCUUUGGACUCCUCAAGCAAUAAGACUGUUUAAGAUUAUACCUACAUCCAGUGACUAAUUCUACUAACAUGCUAACAAGCUCGAAAAUGCAUUUUUUUUUUUUUUUUUUUUUUUACUUUUUUAAUGCAACCAGGGCACAAAUUACAAUUACAAUUAGCCUACUUUGUGUACCGUGUUUUUGACACCAUGCCCUGAGAAUAAAACAAAGCCACAAACCUGUCAGCAGGUUUCAAGAAUGCUUCAUUACAAAACUGACAUUACUCACCCAAAAGACAAUUAGGGAAAAUGACAUAGUCUGAAAAAAAAUGUUGGAGGUUGUUGAACUUCAUUUUCCACAUUCCUCAUGAUCCUGUCACAUUACUCUCUAAUGGCAUUAAAAAAUCCCAAGAGUGACUCCUAGUGGUCACAACGACAUAAAUGAAGUUUAUAUACCAUCCUUGUAAAAAAUAGUGUCCUUUAUUGAGGGAUUGUUUACAAGAUAUUGUAUUGUAUGUAAAUGUCCAUACGAGUCUAAUCUAAAUCUAUCUAAAUGGAAUUGGUUAUGGGUUAUCUGAGCCAUGGUUGUCCUUCAUUAAAUAUUUUCCUUCCAGGAAACAGAAUAUGUCCGAUUAUAGAAGAAAAUUAUUGAGACAAAACCUAACCUCAGAAAUGGCUUUAGAGUUCAGUUAAUUAAAGAUAGAUUUAUUUUUUUAUUUUUUAUGUAUUACUAGUUUUUAAAGUGUAAGUUUUGUGACAAAUACUUGUUCCACUGAAAAAGACACAUGAUAAAUGUAAUGUGAAAGUCACAAUUAAAGUGAAAAU
Messenger RNA from Carassius gibelio (silver crucian carp), 1727 nucleotides. RefSeq names its product gap junction beta-2 protein-like. The transcript has 2 exons. Lineage: Eukaryota; Metazoa; Chordata; Actinopteri; Cypriniformes; Cyprinidae. The coding region runs from base 159 to 959 and encodes 266 amino acids. Gene Ontology annotation, cellular component: connexin complex. Gene Ontology annotation, biological process: cell communication. The record is from RefSeq and is a predicted model, not a curated record.